GAGGGAGAGAGAGGAAGGCGACCGGCUGAGAGGAAGACCGGCGUGAGGCAGUGCGGGGCUCUUGCCCGCCUCCGCGACCUGAACGUAAGGCUUCUUCUCCCUCUGGGUUCCCCCCUCACCCCGCGAGGCCGGAGCGUGGCGAGAGGUUUCCGCCGCCAUGGACAAGAGCGCCGUGGCCAGGAUGGGAGCGGUGGCCAGCGCCAGCGUGUGCGCCCUGGUCGGCGGGGUGGUCCUGGCCCAGUACAUCUUCACCAUAAAGAAGAAGACGGGCAGGAAGACCAAGAUUAUAGAGAUGAUGCCAGAAUUUCAGAAGAAAACGGUCCAUAUCAGGGACCCAGAAAGGGUGGAAGAAAUUAUCUGUGGUCUCAUCAAAGGAGGAGCUGCGAAACUUCAGAUAAUUACAGACUUUGAUAUGACACUGAGUAGAUUUUCCCACAAUGGCAAAAGAUGUCCAACAUGUCAUAACAUCAUUGACAACUGCAAACUUAUAACAGAGGAAUGUCGCAAAAAGUUGUACCAGUUGAAAGAAAUGUAUUAUGCUAUUGAAAUUGAUCCAAGUCUUACAGUUGAAGAGAAGUAUCCUUACAUGGUUGAGUGGUACAACAAAUCACAUGCUUUGCUUAUUGAACAAGGAUUACAAAAGCACAAACUUGCCGAAAUUGUGAGGGAGUCUGAUGUUAUGCUGAAAGAAGGGUAUGAGAAUUUCUUUGAUAAACUCCAUGAACAUAAUAUUCCCGUAUUCAUAUUUUCUGCUGGAAUUGGAGACAUCUUAGAAGAAGUCAUUCAUCAAGCCGGUGUCUACCAUCCCAACGUCAAAGUAGUUUCCAACUUCAUGGAUUUUGAUGAGAAUGGCGUAUUAAAAGGAUUUAAAGGGGAACUGAUUCAUGUUUACAACAAACAUGAUGGCGCCUUGAAAAAUACAGAGUACUUCAAACAAUUAAAGGACAACAGCAACAUCAUAUUGCUUGGAGAUUCUCAAGGAGAUUUAACUAUGGCAGAUGGAGUGGCAAAUGUUGAGCAUAUUCUUAAGAUUGGGUAUCUCAACGAUAAGGUUGAAGAAUUGCUGGAGAAAUAUAUGGACUGCUAUGAUAUUGUGUUGGUGAAAGAUGACUCUUUAGAUGUGGCCAACUCAAUCUUACAAAAGAUUCUGUAAAGAGCAUCAUUGGAAUUUGCUUGUUUUCCUCCUGGUGAAGGCAGUUGGACAAAUCAGCAUGCCUGUGCUAUCUUAGAAUAUCAAUCUUGAUGCUGUUUUGUAUGGGAGUCACUUUAUUUGUAAAGUAAUAUACUGUAUCCAUGAUCUUCUGGACGCUCACCCCCUCCCCCAUCACUUUUAAUGGAACCCCUUAUUUAUUCUAAUGGAUAGGUUGUAUGGAUAACUGGAAAAAAGUUCCUUCAGUUUUAUUCAUGCACAAUAAAGGGAUGUUUUCAGAAUA
This is a messenger RNA of Podarcis muralis (Common wall lizard), 1433 nucleotides long. RefSeq names its product 5'-nucleotidase, cytosolic IIIA (gene NT5C3A). The record is from RefSeq and is a predicted model, not a curated record. Gene Ontology annotation, cellular component: cytoplasm. Gene Ontology annotation, molecular function: magnesium ion binding; 5'-nucleotidase activity. NCBI's taxonomy places the organism in Eukaryota, Metazoa, Chordata, Lepidosauria, Squamata, Lacertidae.